AUGGGGAAAUUGAAGGAGAAAUUCGAGCACGAGAUAGACCAUCUAGAAAGUGCUUUGAAAGACUCUCAUUUACACGACGCCAAGGCAAAAGCUCACCACUUCAAACACAAAGUUGGAAAAUUCUUCAAUGUCGUCAACCCCAACCACCGCCAUGAUGAGGAGCAUGAGCGGGAAACAGACAAUAAGAGAACUGUGAUUGCCGAGUCACAUAGAUACAAGUCGUUUGCUCCGGUUAGAGAGGGCAACAGGGUCAAGUGGUAUGUCGACGCGCUGGACUACCUCUGGGCUGUCUCAGUCGCUUUGGAGGAGGCGAAGGAGGUGAUCUAUAUCGAGGACUGGUGGCUCUCUCCGGAGCUGUUUCUUCGUAGACCUCCAUAUUUGACGCAAGAAUGGAGGCUCGAUCAAGUGCUCAAGCGCCGCGCUGAAGCGGGCGUUAAGAUCUAUGUGAUUGUUUACAAGGAGGUCAAUCAAGCACUGACGUGCAACUCAGCGCAUACGAAACACGCGCUCCGCAGUCUCUGCCCUGAGGGAACUCCUGGUCACGGAAACAUCAAAGUUCUACGGCAUCCGGAUCACAAUAUUUUUGAAAAUGCGGCAGAUAUGACAUUGUACUGGGCACAUCAUGAAAAAUUUAUUGUCAUUGACUACGCCGUCGCCUUCAUUGGUGGUAUCGAUUUAUGUUUUGGUAGAUGGGAUGCUCACCAACAUCCCCUGGCGGACGUUCAUCCGGCGAACUUGAAGGACGAAAUAUUCCCAGGUCAGGAUUGGAACAACAACCGUAUUAUGGAUUUCCAGAGCGUUGCAGAUUGGCAGUCAAAUGAAGUAAGCAAAGCAGACUAUGGUCGAAUGCCAUGGCAUGAUGUAGCAAUGGGCUUGGUUGGAGAUUGCGUCUAUGAUAUCGCCGAGCAUUUUGUUCUUCGAUGGAACUUUGUCAAGCGAGAUAAGUACAAGCGUGAUCAUGGCGUCGACUGGCUUCUGCUGGAGGGCCGCACCGGCGAUGACGAAGAUCUUGUCGGGGUACAACGCCCGAAGUAUCCUUGUGGACACUAUAUUCGACAUCCUCUCAAUCCGCUAGACACCAAGCCCCGAGGAAUGCAAGGCACUGUGCGGGGGCAGAUUAUUCGCAGCAGUGGUGAUUGGAGCAGUGGAAUCCUGACUGAGCAGAGUAUUCAAAGUGCUUAUUGCGAGAUUAUUCGUAACGCUCAACAUUUGGUAUAUAUCGAAAACCAGUUUUUCAUUACUGCCACUGGAGACCAGCAAAAGCCCAUCAUCAAUACCAUUGGUCGUGCAAUUGUCGACGCCUGCGUUCGAGCUGGCAAAGAGGGUCGGAAGUUCCGAGUGAUCAUUGUGAUUCCCGCUAUUCCAGGAUUUGCUGGGGACCUGAGACAAAGUGCAGCAACUGGCACACGUGCGAUCAUGGAUUAUCAAUACAAAUCUAUUCUGCGCGGGGAACACUCGAUUUUCGGUCAGAUCUCUGCUCAAGGAGUUGAUCCAAGAGAGCAUGUGUUCCUUUUUAAUCUGCGCGCUUAUGACCGUAUCAACAAGACUCCGGCUCUAGAAGAAUUGGAGAAUGAAGCAGGAGUAACGUAUCAUGACAUCCAGCGUGGCAUAGCUGAGUCUAUCAUGAGCGACAGCGUUCACCCGGUGGUUGGCGAAGAAGGCGACAAACACGAAGUCAAUUACGACGACGCAGAGCGAGAGAAGGAAGAAAGGCUUGCAAGGUUGCGCAGAUACGAGGAGAAGCAGGAAGGGCGCAGAAGUGAGCAAUAUCGAAGCAAGGACUCUGUCGCGCAUACAACGAUGCUCAAUGGCGACAAGAUGUCUGAGGAGCCCUGGGAAGGAGAUCCGGAGAGUGAAAAGGCAAAUUUUGUCCAGGAAGAGCUCUAUGUGCAUGGUAAAGUGUGCAUUGUAGACGACAGGAUUGCCAUCUGCGGCAGCGCGAACAUCAACGACCGGUCACAACUCGGUUACCAUGAUAGCGAGCUGGCCAUUGUUGUCGAGGAUCAAGACUUCAUCGAUAGCACGAUGGACGGAAAGCCAUAUAGAGCCUCGCGCCUUGCCGCUACUUUGCGGCGGCAGCUGUGGCGGGAGCAUUUAGGCCUUCUUCCAGCACAAGACUACGACGCCUCCAAGCAUCCUAACGCGCAGCCACCUAACGUGUGUCUAAAUGAGAUUCUUGAGGGCCCGGAGAACGACUUUGUCACAGAUCCCUUGAACGAUGACUUGUGGAAGACCUGGACAGAGCAAGCCACAACGAACACGGAAGUAUAUCGGAUGCUCUUCCGCACGGAUCCAGAUGACAACAUCCGCACCUUUGAGGACUAUGAUAAUUUCAGACCGCAAGGCGGUAUUAAAGAGGGUCACCUGUUCGAUCCGUACCAGCCCGUCAAGGAUGUCCGAGAGAAACUGGACAAGAUUAAGGGCCAUCUUGUCUGGAUGCCCCUCGAUUUCCUGAAAGACGCCGAGAUGGCAGAACCUGGUCUGGCUGUUAACCAAAUCACUGAGGCAACGGAGUACUUCAUUGCAAUCAUGAUUUUGAAACCAUUUGAUGACUAUUCAAGCGAGCAGGAUAGGGGCUGUCAAGUUGUACAUUCGUCCAUGUUAGCAUUGUAG
Aspergillus fischeri NRRL 181 is the source of this 2613-nucleotide messenger RNA. RefSeq names its product putative phospholipase PldA (gene pldA). Gene Ontology annotation, molecular function: D-type glycerophospholipase activity. Gene Ontology annotation, biological process: phosphatidic acid biosynthetic process; intracellular signal transduction; cell motility. Lineage: Eukaryota; Fungi; Ascomycota; Eurotiomycetes; Eurotiales; Aspergillaceae. The transcript is spliced from 8 exons. Bases 1 to 2613 code for a protein of 870 amino acids. The record is from RefSeq and is a predicted model, not a curated record.